Molecule: messenger RNA, 849 nt
Organism: Aspergillus calidoustus
Lineage: Eukaryota; Fungi; Ascomycota; Eurotiomycetes; Eurotiales; Aspergillaceae
Source: the annotation of a GenBank genome assembly
AUGCACGGUUCACAAACCAUGUCGGCCGCUUCUUUAGAGCCCCCGACCUACCUCAACUCCCUACAGAACAACAUUCGAGCUCGCCCUAUUCCGUGGGAUGGAGCUGUCCGAGCCGGAAACAUCACAGAUGACCAUUUGAAAAAGAUCAAAGCGGUAGACAAGGUUCGCAAGGAGCAGCGGCGUCAGACAAUUGAAGGAGAUAUCCCCGGGUAUGUGAGCUUGCUGGCAGGAGGUUCCGCUGGGAAGAGUGUCCUGGAGGCGGCCGCAAGGAGGAGCGAUAUUGUACAGUAUAUUCUGGUGCUGGCAGCAGAUUUGAUUAAUGAUGCCCCUUCACUUUCGUCCGCCUUGAUCGCUCAUCCUAGCCCAUACAAGCCAUUCCUCCCUCUACUGCGCCAGUCGACAAAUGCCGAGGAUCCGAUUCCGCUACUCACCUCUACCUUCCUGACGAACCUUGUCUCGACGAGUAUUACAACCUCCUCAAAGUCGACCCCGCAGGAUGAAGAAGCGCUUCCGCAGCUUUACAGCUACCUGUCCACUUUGACCCAGCACCAGGACAGUGGGCUACAAGAUAUUGGGGUACAGGGGCUUUCGGCGUUGCUCCGAAGCUCCAAGGCUCGUCAGAUCUUCUGGGCGCAGCGAAAGGAGACGGUCGAUCCCUUGAUUGAGAUCUUGCGUGCCGCCGCUGGUGCGAAGGAUAGCAGCUCCAGCACCCUGGCUGGUAGCACGCGAGCUGCUGCCGAUGUAGGGAUUGCGGGUGGCGUUGGCCUACAGCUCCUGUACCGAGUGCUUCUCGUUCUCUGGCAACUCAGCUUUGAAGGCGAGCUUAUCGGGGAGGACUUGCAAGCGUGA